AUGCCGCGACAUCAAGGAGGAGUUGUCGCCUACGAUCACAAAGGGGGCCGCAUCCUCCAUUACCUCGGAGGAGGCGGUUACGCCAGCGCCUUCGCCUCUAGGGCCGUGGUGUUCGAGGCGGAGCACGCAGCGCGGCGGCAGCCUCGAUUGAAAUUUUUUCGAGAUCUGACCCUUUUGCUACCGCCAGAGUCCAUGGCGGUAGGGUCUAACAGCCUACCGUCAACGAUUUUGGCGGUUGGAAACAUCACUACCGCCAAACGGGCUGACGGUAGCCUGCACAACCUACCGCCAAAGUGCUUGACGGGGAAGAAAGGCACCAAUAGUGCAUUUUCUGAUACAUAUGUUUCAUCGUAUGAUGGUCUGACCAUGACACUAGCUGCUGGUUUGGCAUCCAUGGGCCGCUUUACAGUGGGUUCUCAGGUUUGGGUCGAGGAUGCUGAUGUGGCUUGGAUUGAUGGUCUGGUGGAGGAGGUCCAUGGGGAUGAAUUAAUAAUAAACUGCACUUCUGGGAAGAAGGUUACUGCCAAUGUGUCAAGUGUCUAUCCUAAGGAUGUAGAAGUAAAACGAUGUGGUGUUGAGGAUAUGACAAGGCUAGCUUAUCUGCAUGAACCAGGAGUUCUCCGGAACUUGAAGUCAAGAUAUGGAAUGAAUGAAAUAUAUACUUAUACUGGGAACAUAUUGAUAGCUGUAAAUCCGUUUCAAAGACUUCCUCACCUUUAUAAUGAUCAUAUGAUGGAAAUGUACAAAGGAGCCGAAUUUGGUGAGCUGAGUCCCCAUCCUUUUGCCAUGGCAGACCGUGCAUAUAGGCUUAUGAUGAAUUAUGGUACCAGUCAAGCCAUUUUGGUGAGUGGCGAAAGUGGAGCUGGUAAGACAGAAAGCACUAAAAUGCUUAUGCAAUAUCUUGCUUUUAUGGGUGGCAAAGUUGAAUCUGAUGGGAGGUCAGUGCAACAACAAGUACUGGAGUCCAAUCCUGUUCUCGAGGCAUUUGGAAAUGCAAAAACAGUCAGGAAUAAUAAUUCGAGUCGUUUCGGCAAAUUUGUUGAGCUUCAGUUUGAUCAGAAUGGGAAGAUCUCAGGAGCUGCUAUAAGGACUUACCUUUUGGAAAGAUCUCGUGUCUGUCAAAUAUCUGACCCAGAAAGAAAUUAUCACUGCUUUUACAUGCUAUGUGCUGCACCACCAGAGGACCGUGAGAGAUAUAAAUUGGGAGAUGCCUCAUUGUUUCACUAUCUCAAUCAGUCUAACUGCAUUAAGCUUGAUGGAAUGGAUGAUUCUUCAGAAUAUAUAGCAACCAGGAGAGCAAUGGAUAUUGUAGGCAUUAGUUCUGAUGAGCAGGAUGCCAUAUUCAGAGUUGUAGCUGCUAUUCUUCAUCUGGGCAAUGUGGAAUUUUCAGAAGGGAGCGAAGCAGAUUCUUCUGUACCCAAAGAUGACAAAUCCCAGUUCCAUCUCCGGACAGCUGCGGAGCUUUUCAUGUGUGAUGAAAAGUCUUUGGAGGAAUCUUUAUGUAAGCGUGUUAUGGUAACACGUGGUGAGAGUAUUGUAAGAAACUUGGAUUCACGAGCAGCAGCUCUUAGUAGAGAUGCAUUGGCCAGAAUGGUUUACUCCCGUUUGUUUGAUUGGCUUGUGAAUAAGAUCAAUACUACAAUAGGACAGGAUCCUACUUCGAAGCUUUUGAUUGGUGUGCUGGAUAUUUAUGGAUUUGAAAGUUUCAAGACAAACAGUUUCGAGCAGUUCUGUAUCAACUUAACUAAUGAGAAGCUCCAGCAACACUUUAAUCAGCAUGUUUUCAAGAUGGAGCAAGAAGAAUAUACAAAAGAAGAGAUUGAUUGGAGUUACAUCCAGUUUGUGGACAACCAAGAGAUUCUUGAUCUCAUUGAGAAGAAACCAGGGGGGAUAAUUGCUCUACUGGAUGAGACUUGCAUGUUGCGAAAUUCGAACCAUGAAACAUUCGCUGAAAAGCUAUAUCAAAAAUUCAAGGACAAUCCACAUUUCAGCAGGCCAAAAUUUUCACGGUCUGAUUUUACUAUUCAUCACUAUGCGGGAAAUGUUACAUACCAAACGGAUCUAUUCUUAGAUAAGAACAUAGAUUAUGCUGUCAACGAGCAUCAAGAUUUGUUACAUGCUUCUACAUCUCCAUUUGUUUCAAGUCUUUUUCCUCCUUCUGAAGAAUCGACUAAAUCGAAUAAAUCCACAAAGUUCACAUCAAUAGGUUCGAGCUUUAAGCAACAAUUACAAGGUUUGUUAGAAACUCUCAGCUCAACAGAACCACAUUACAUGCGCUGCAUAAAGCCUAAUAAUGUUCUCAAGCCAGCAAUUUUUGAGAACAGUAAUGUUCUCCAGCAACUUCGAUGUGGGGGGGUGCUAGAGGCAAUAAGAAUAAGCUGUCUAGGAUAUCCGACAAGGCGGACUUUUGAAGAAUUUGUUGAUCGCUUUAGUGUUUUACGACCAGAAGUUCUUGGUUUAUGUUAUGAUGAAGUUACUGCCACAAACAUGGUCCUUGAGAAAGUAAACCUCACAGGUUAUCAGAUAGGGAAAACAAAAGUGUUUCUGCGUGCUGGCCAGAUGGCUGAAUUAGAUGCUCGGAGGACUGAGGUCUUGAGCUAUUCUGCUAGUAAAAUCCAGCGAAAAGUUCGGUCGUUCCUGGCUCGCAGAAAUUUCAUUCAGCUGCGAAUGUCUUCUGUUCAGCUUCAGGCAAUGUGCAGAGGACAAAUUGCAAGGCAUUAUUAUGAAGAUCUCCGUAGGAAGGCUGCUUCAUUAAAAAUUCAGACCUACUAUCGUAUGCACUUUGCAAGGAAAAACUACAAAGCUCUCUAUUCUGCAUCAACUACUAUACAAUCAGGUCUACGUGGUAUGACUGCUCGCAACGAAUUCCAUUUCCGUCAGCAAACAAAAGCGGCAGUGAUUAUUCAGAGUUGCUGCCGUAGUGAUUUAGCAAGCUCACGGUAUAUGGGCUUAAAGAAGGCAGCGAUCACAACCCAAUGUGCUUGGAGAGGAAGGGUGGCCAGAAGAGAACUUAGAAAACUUAAAAUGGCUGCAAAAGAAAGUGGUGCUCUGCAAGCUGCAAAGAAUAAGUUAGAGAAGCAAGUUGAGGAGCUCACUUGGCGGUUGCAACUGGAGAAACGCAUGAGGGCCUUGGGCCAGGCCAGGCUUGGCACUUUCAGGUCGGGUUUUGCAAGUCCCGGCCUGGCCCGGGGUAUGACCAGGUUUAUUCUCAAGGAGGAGCCUUUAGACGGAAUUAGGGAGGUAAAUCUGCGUUUUGAUAGUUGUGGGUAUACUUGUGAAUGCGGUAUAAGUUUUGGGACCAAGAGUGCACUUCACUCUACUCAAUCAAUGUGUUUUGAAAGCAUAACUGACAUGGAAGAAGCCAAGACACAAGAAAAUAAGAAGUUGCAACAACAAUUACAGGAAUUGCAAUUCCAGUCCAAGGAGACAAAAGAUAUAUUAAGAAGGGAACAGGAAAACACAAAAACAGCAUUGGAGAAAGCUGCCUUAGUACCAGAGAUCCAAAUUGAUACAACUCAUGUUGACAAGCUUACUGCUGAAAAUGAGAAUCUUAAGACACUGGUGAUUUCUCUUGAGACAAAAAUUGAAGAAACAGAACAGAAGUUUGAAGAAAUGAAGAAAGCCAGAGAAGAAUUGCUGAAGAUAGCUACAGAUGCCGAGUCAAAGAUAAAUGAACUGACCAACACAAUGCUAAGUUUUCAAGAAAAGUUGACUAAUAUGGAAGCUGAAAAUCAACUUCUCCGGCAGCAGGCUCUGUUGCAUUCUCGCCUGAAAACAAUAUCUGAGAACACUUCUCCGAAAUCUAAUUCGACUAAUGGCAGCCCACACUAUGAGGAACAGAUGACACCUCAUGGCACUCCUCGAGCGCCCAAGGAUUAUGGGAACUUCGCACAUCCAAGGGCAUCCUUUUCUGAGAGGCAGCAUGAUACUGUGGAUGCACUUAUAAACUGUGUUACUGAAAAUAUUGGCUUUAGUGAAGGAAAGCCAGUUGCUGCAAUUACCAUAUACAAAUGUCUUGUUCACUGGAAGAUCUUUGAAACAGAAAAAACAUCUGUUUUUGAUAGGCUUAUUCAAAUUUUUGGUUCUGCGAUGCAGAAUCAUGAUAGCAAUGAGGAUCUUGCAUACUGGCUAUCGAACUCAUCGACUUUAUUGAUUAUACUACAAAAGAGCCUAAAAGCUGUUGGCUCAACGGGAACCACUCCACAUAAAAGACCACAGAAUCAGUCAUCGUUCCUUGGGAGGAUGGUAUUUCGUUCUUCGAACAUUACUGUCGAUAUGGAUCUUGUGCGUCAAAUCGAAGCCAAGUAUCCUGCAUUUCUUUUCAAGCAGCAACUUGCAGCAUUUGUGGAAGGCUUAUAUGGAAUGAUCCGUGACAAUGUCAAGAAAGAAUUAUCUGCAUUGCUCUUGCAUGCUAUUCAGGUCCCGAGAAUUAUAAAAGCCAGUAUGGUAAGAGGACGUUCAUUUGGGUCAUCAAGUUUGAGGGGGCGUUCAUUUUCAAAUCAAGGUAGCUAUUGGCUGGCGAUAGUUGACAAUUUGAAUGAACUCUUGAAUAUCUUGCGAGAAAAUUGUGUCCCUGCUAUUUUUAUUCGGAAGAUAUUUACCCAGAUUUUCUCAUUUAUCAAUGCUCAACUUUUCAAUAGUCUUCUUGUGCGCCAUGAGUGCUGCUCUUUUAGCAAUGGAGAAUAUGUAAAACAAGGAUUGGCACAACUAGAGGUGUGGUGUGGAGAAGUGAAACCAGAGGAUCUGCAUUGCAUGAACUCAGGCACAUAA
Molecule: messenger RNA, 4770 nt
Organism: Triticum turgidum subsp. durum (durum wheat)
Lineage: Eukaryota; Viridiplantae; Streptophyta; Magnoliopsida; Poales; Poaceae
Source: the annotation of a GenBank genome assembly